GGUGUGGUCUUCACAAUACUAGAAGUAACUGAUGCUCAACUUGGAAAUCCGAUUGUCUGAACAACAGCUUAGGUUUAUAUGAUAUCAAAGGAAGGAAGCAGCCUUUGGUCGAAGUAUAGUUCUGGUGAGUGAAAUUUGAUGCAUAAAAUUUCACCAAAUCAGAAAAUUACGAAGAGCGUCAUCGAUGUAAUAUAUUUGUCCAAUUUGAAGAUUAAAGCCCAAUCUGGCGGGAAAGGUUGCCUUACUGUUCCUACUGACUAGCGGGUAUCAGGUCAAGUUAACAUCGGCCAGAGCAAGGUCAUGUAUACCGGGAGUAGAAGCUUUUAUAAAUGGACGUUGUAUUCCUUGUACUUGUCCUAACGGCUUUGUAAGGCAAAAUAAACAGAAGUUUUACCUAUUUCCGUCACCCGGUGUGAAAUCUUGAGAAAAGCCUCAUUGUUAUAAGUAACUCCAUUAUAUUGUAACAUCAUAGUUUGUGAUUAGAACUUAUAUAUAUAACUUUCAUUUAAACUCAGAUAAAAAGCACGAAUGUUUAACAUGUUAUAUAUGUAUUAUUCAUCUUCUACAUACUACUGAAACAAUCAUCAAUAUUACUUUGAUUUUCAUGUUUUGCUGUUAAUGUUAACAAAGCCUUAAUUCUGAUUUUAAAGUCUGUAUUGAUAAGUAAGUUAUUAAAAUUUUACCGAGCUGAUGAUGUGCCCUCUCUUUCAGUCAAAUUCUGUAGGCGAGAGUGUUCCAACAGGGUGUCCAGAAUGUGUCCGCUGUCCGAGAGGAACAUUCAGCCAGCCCUGGACGAAGAACACCUGUAUCAGCUGUUCUACACCGUGUGGCGAAAUGAACAGGAAAUCAUUACUCGCCUGUAAUGCUACAACCAACAGGAGAUGUGGGGAAUGUCUGAAAGGAUUUUACAUGGCUUUCCACCAUGAUGAAGAGUGUGUAAGCUGUAGAAAUGAUCGUCUCAAUAGACCAGAAUGUUUACAAUAUCGACAGAUAGUUGUCUCCACCUCCUACCCAACAAGCAAGGUGCCAAUAGACAGAGGACCAACGCUAUCCAACAAAGAUUCAGCAACCCAAAGAGAAGGAAAAUCUGAAAUUCUUAUCAGCGUGGUGUUGGUUCUGAUGGCGGGUGCUAUUAUCGGUGUCAUUGUGUUGAUUUUUGUAAAAAGCAAGACAGGUGGUCGAGAUUCCUUGGGAACAGAUAAAACCCAAGGCAAUCCAUGGGGAAGUACCUCGACAAAACUUGAGGAGACGGAUUUGGAAGCAGACUGUAUACCUUUACAGGAAAAUCUAAAUGAAAAUAACGGAGUCCAUCUGAAUGCAGCAUUUGACGUUACCAUCACACGUGAUGACCCUUUGCUUCUGCGCGUUGCCAAGCACAUUGAUAAUGAACCAGGGGAAAUCUUUGAAGACUUAGGAAUUCCUAAAAACAUCUAUUUCCAAACUGAGAAGAACAUCCGUAGCCAGGUGGGGUCUCAGAUUGCUGACGUGUACUAUGGUGUAUUACAAAAGUGGGUGGAAAGAAGUGGCAGGUCAGCAACAAAGCGAGUGCUGUUCAGAGCUUUCGAAAAGUUCGAUAUGACUUCGGUAUGUCAAGUGUUGAUUGAUGACGCGAAAAGUUUCUGAAGAUAUAGAAACUAUUUCACCAAUAAACAGAAUGAUUAGUGUUUCAUAGUGUAUUAAAUCACUUUUUAAUGUUUUGGUUAAAUACACGUGUCUGUAAAUAGUUAAUUUUUUUUCGUAUUUAUUUCUUAAAUGAAAUAGAAAAAGUU
Molecule: messenger RNA, 1769 nt
Organism: Saccostrea cuccullata (small rock oyster)
Lineage: Eukaryota; Metazoa; Mollusca; Bivalvia; Ostreida; Ostreidae
Exons: 6
Coding region: 691-1623 (310 amino acids)
Biological process (GO): positive regulation of canonical NF-kappaB signal transduction; signal transduction; positive regulation of JNK cascade
Cellular component (GO): plasma membrane
Molecular function (GO): protein binding; signaling receptor activity
Source: RefSeq, a predicted model, not a curated record